UGGAAAACGCGUCCAGACUUCCAUUUUGAAUGGAAAACGCGUCCAGACUUCCAUCUUGCUUUUCUCCAAAUGAACUUGUGUAAUGCGUUUUCUCUUCCAUUCCAUUCCAUUCAAAUUUCAGGAGUCAAUCAGUUUUCCGAAACUCUAUUUUGCGGUCCAAAUCUGUCGUCGAGAAUUCUCUAUGCCUUUGUGUUUUCUCUUCCAUUCCAUUCCAUUGAAAUUUCAGGACUCGGUCAGUUUUCUUAAACUCUAUUUUGCGGUCCAAAUCUGUCGUCGACAAUUCUCGAAGCCUUUGUACUUGCCCUCCCCAAAUCUAUAUAAUAAUAUUGCUAGUGGUCCUCUUCAUAUUCAUAGUAGCAGUAGAAGACAGCGUGAGAGGAAGAUGGAAAACAGAGAAGGACAACAGAUGGAUACAAAAUCAAAUACAAUAGAGAAUGAAACGAUGACGAAAUCAAGCCCUUCCCCUUCCUCCUCUGGCGUCGACAAAAUACAGCAAGUCCUACACUCCGAUUCUGCUGGUGGCUGGGAAAAAUGUUGGGCUCAAGGAUUGACACCGUGGGAUUUGGGACAGCCAACGCCAGUUCUUAAACAUCUUCAGCACAUAGGUGCCCUUCCAAAGGGCAGGGCUUUAGUCCCAGGAUGUGGCAGUGGUCAUGAUGUGGUAGCAAUUGCAUGCCCUGAACGCUAUGUUGUUGGAUUGGAUAUAUCAGACAUGGCCAUUAGGAAAGCGACAGAGCUGCAUUCCUCAUUACCAAAUGCAAAUUCCUUUACCUUCUUAAAGACCGACUUCUUUACUUGGCAUCCAGCUGAGUUGUUUGAUAUCAUUUUUGACUAUACGUUCUUUUGUGCCAUUGAACAAGAUAUGAGAUCUGCUUGGGCAAGCCAAAUUGAACAUCUUUUAAAACCAGAUGGAGAGCUCAUAACAUUAAUGUUUCCGGUUGGCGAUCAUGUCGGUGGUCCCCCAUAUAGUGUAUCCCUUGCUGAUUAUGAAGAGGUGUUAAAUCCAGUGGGGUUAAAGGCAGUAUCUGUUGUGGAAAAUGAGUUGGCUGUUGGACCUCGUAAGGGAAGGGAGAAGUUGGGAAGGUGGAAGAGGUUUACAAACUCAUCUUUGCUGUGAAAGUGAUGAUUUCAUUAGUCAUGGAUUACAAAAGAGUCAAGACCUAGCAUUUCGUUCUUGUAGUUGAUUAUUGUCGAGUUUUACGCAAUAAAUUGUCACUCGUCUCUGUUGAUUCCGGGGCUAUGGCAUAUUUGAGAAUAUUGGUUUGCAAGUAAGAAUCUGUUUGUGAAAAUCAAGUUAUUGAAGAACAAAUACAUGCUAUCAAGGAAAGGUACCUUGGAAUAAUGAAUUGGGCAACUUCACAUGUAACAGUAUUCUCAUGUAUAUAUAUAUAUAUGUAUUAAAUAUUUUGAAGGGUUUAUUA
Cornus florida is the source of this 1421-nucleotide messenger RNA. RefSeq names its product probable thiol methyltransferase 2. Gene Ontology annotation, molecular function: S-adenosylmethionine-dependent methyltransferase activity. The transcript has 8 exons. Lineage: Eukaryota; Viridiplantae; Streptophyta; Magnoliopsida; Cornales; Cornaceae. The record is from RefSeq and is a predicted model, not a curated record. Bases 83 to 1117 code for a protein of 344 amino acids.